AUGAACGCAGCGGUGGAGCACCCGAUCGGGAGCCUGGGGAGGUGCGCGUGCCCACCAGCUGCUGGUGGGGGCAUUGCCAGGAUUGUGGUUGAAUCCUGACAAGACAGAAGUACUGUUUUGGGGGGACAGGAGGCAGGCAGGUGCGGAGGACUCCCUGGUCCUGAAUGGGGUAACUGUGCCCCUGAAAGACCAGGUGCGCAGCCUGGGAGUCAUUUUGGACUCACAGCUGUCCAUGGAGGCGCAGGUCAAUUCUGCGUCCAGUGCAGCUGUUUACCAGCUCCAUCUGGUACCCAGGAUGAGACCCUCCCUGCCCGCAGACUGUCUCACCAGAGUGGUGCAUCCUCUGGUUAUCUCCCGCUUGGACUACUGCAAUGCGCUCUACGUGGGGCUACCUUUGAAGGUGACCCAGAAACUGCAACUAAUCCAGAAUGUGGCAGCUAGACUGGUGACUGGGAGUGGGCACUGAGACCACAUAACACCGGUCUUGAAAGACCGACAUUGGCUCCCAGUACGUUUCCAAGCACAAUUCAAAGUGCUGGUGCUGACCUUUAAAGUCCGAAACGGCCUUGGUCCAUUAUACCUGAAGGAGCAUCUCCACCCCCAUUGUUCAGCCCGGACACUGAGGUCCAGCUCCGAGGGCCUUCGGGAGGUUCCCUCCCUGUGGAACGCCCUCACAUCAGAUAUCAAAGAGAUAAACAACUAUCUGACGUUUAGAAGACAUCUGAUGGCAGCCCUGUUUAGGGAAGUUUUUAAUGUCUGGUAUUUUAAUGUAUUUUUAAUCUUUUGUUGGAAGGUGCCCAGAGUGGCUGGGAAAACCCAGCCAGAUGGGUGGGGUACAAAUAAAUGAUGAUGAUGAUAAUGAUGUCUGCAGUGAGGAUGAACGGAGGGGGAAGGCCCUUCGCUCAGCAGUUUAGCUGGGUGAAGCCCCUCCUCCCUUUUAAAAUAGGUGGGACGGAGUGAGAGGGGAGGGGCUUUAGUUAAGAGGGGAGGGGCUUGGGGCAAACUUUGGGGAGAUAGGCGAGGGGGUGGGUGAAGUGCAAAGGGAGAGGGGUUGGUCAAGUGUGAGGACGGGCAAGGGGAUUGUGAUAGGAAUAUUAUGGUCUUAGAUAUAUGGUAAUGUUCAUAACUGCACGUACUGAAGGAAGGUGAGGACAGGUGACCUCACCUAGGCCCGAAGUCGUCACCCCCCCCCCAAGCAGGCUCAAAGCUUCUCAAAGCUUUUCAAAAUCAUUUUCUCAGCAGCUAAGCAUCAGAAACAUUCCGCUUGCUGUAACUAAAAAGAUUGCAACAAGGUAGAGAACAGAGCCCAUUGUCUUCUCAGGCCUUUCUCAGAACCACAUUGCAACUUGCUUUCUCUCCGGGAACCAUGCCAAAGCUCAAGAAUGAAACAACUGGAACACACUGAAACCCCCUCACCCCCUUUCCUGCCAAGAGUCCACAAUAGUCCCAAGACAGCUUUCUGUUCAUGCUCAGAGGAACUCCUGAGGGAGGAGAAAGGAGGAGGGAACUGGAAAGGGGUAUACAGUGGUGCCCCGCAGGAGCCAGACGCCUGCAGAAGACCGGAAGAACCACGCUAGGCAAAGGGUUUUCCCGUUUUGGGCGCUUAUCGCUCAUUUCCCUAUGGAAGCGCCCGCAGGGCGAAGCCCAUGGGGAGGCUCUCGAGGACCUCACCAGUGCUAGCGGUGAGGAACCGCCCCCCCCUCCGGCCUUCAGAAGGUCCAGGAAGGCUAGGCGGGGCGAAGGCUGCUCCACGCAGCAGCACCUGGCAGUCCGGGGAUGGCAGGAGCGCUUCCGGCUAUCCCGGGCCCGGCUUUUGAGGCCCGGGAGAGGGUCCGCGAGCCUGGGCGCGCUGAUCUCAGCGCGCGCGGGCCGGCAGUGCGGCAACUCGGCGCGGCGCGCUCCGCUGCUCGCGGAGUCAGCAGGAAGCCUGGGCGCGCUGAUCUCCAGCGCGCGCGCAGGCCCCGGCAUGCGGCUGGCUCUCCGCAAAAAAACUGGCGGCAGCGCUGCCCGCUGCUCGCGGGAGUCCCGCGAGAGCCUGGGCGCGCUGAUCUCAGCGCGCAGGCCUUCAGCAUACCUGGCCUCUCCGCAAACGGCCCGGCCCAGCUAUCUGGAAGUCCAGCAUGGCUCUCGGCGCGCUGAUCUCAGGGUAGCCAUGGGUGCUCGACAUGCAGCAGCUCCGCAGCAGCGGCAGUGCUGGGGGUGGGCCUUAGUGGGCAGCACGAGGCAGGUGGGGGGGCCAGGCGCACCCGGCCCCGCGGCCUUCAGAGAGGUCCAGGACCUCUUCUGAGGCUGGCGGGGCAGUCACUCACCCCUGCCUGCCUUCUGAAGCCCCCAAAUUUGGACAGGCGGAGAAGUCCUCCGCUGUCCCGGGAACAAUUUUAAAAUACCGCCCGCCAGCAUUUAAGAUCGCCCCGGACAGCGGAGAAGCCCUCUGCUGUCCAUUUUAAGUACAGGUGGGGGUGGGAAGAAAGCCAUGUCCCCCCCCCAGCCUUCAGAAGGGUGGGGGUGUUAUCGGACUGGUCCAAAUUAGUUUUCCAGGCAUUAAUUGAUUUUCCAAUGCAUUCCAUGAAACCCGUGCAUCACUAAAACGAAAAACUAUAAGAAAAAACUUAGAUAAUUAUUAGUCUUACGAAGGCCUACCAUAUAUGUGCACAUGACUGUGAACUUCGUGCAUGCUUUUGUGACUUAUCACACUUGCUCCUUCUACCAGUUCAUGGAUGGUAGAAAUAAAAGCCUUUUCUCCGAAACUAUUCCUUGAGUGUCUGUUGACUCCCACUUCCCUUUCCCAGGCGCAAUAUUUUUCCCACCUGAGGGCAAAGCCUCAUAAGGCUACAGUACACAGUACAUAGAUCAGCCCAGGAAGACCGACCUGAAGCCAUUUUGAUUCCUAAACUGAGCAAAUGUUUUCUCUGCAAGGUCAAAGUGGAAAAGCCUCUCCAUUGUCUUUUCCUUCACAAAUCCUGUCUUAAGGGUAUGUCUGUGUUUGAAUAGGGUGUGAGCCUGUGACCUGGCCCCAGGGAAUCCAAUCAAGUAACCUGCCAGACAGGAGAUAAACAAGGACAAGAGAAAAACAACAUGCAAAUUUCUGUUUAGACCGCCUUUUUCUGUGAUGUAGGUGUGAUGUAUCUGAGGGAUGGUCUUAGGUUACACCCCUUCUGUGAUGUAUGUAUGAUGUUUCUGGGGGUGGUCUUGAUCUACAGGGUGGCAAUUUCAAAAGUCUUUAUAAGGCCUUGCACACUAUUUUUCUGGGUCCUCCUCCUCUCCUGCGUGUGAGGGGAGCACCCUGUUGCAACAGAUCAAUAAAGAUCAGGCUUACGAGCUGCUUUGCUUCUCAAUAUUCUCUGGUUGGCCUCUGUUAUUUUCUCCUACCAAUAGGGAACCUAUGUAAGGACUCUAUAUGGGCUCUUGGAUACCCCAUAAGGGAAAAGGACAUUUUUUAUUUACAACAGGGUAAAUUAAUUAUUAUUGAGACUUUUUUUUUGUAAAAUGACUUCAUGUUUGUUGUUUUUGUUGUUUACAGUCCAACAGUGGAGUUGGCAAGUGAGGCAAGCAGGCGUUGCAGCCCCUAGUAUGUGGGUGUGUGGAUAUCAUUCUGUGCAGGGGAGCCUGAAAGCAAAAUAGGCUUUCCAAAUUUGGGGAAGUGAAACUGGCUUCUAUUAAUUGCAGGAGGAAGUGUCACAGCCAAAAGAAAAGAAAAGCCUUUCUUCUGCAACUGAAACAAGAGUUCCCAAGACACAACGCAGACGGGAAUGUGGGUUUUCCUGCCACUUUGAUGGCUGCUUUCAACUCUUCGCUGUGGCUGAUCCGUCUCUUCCUACAGCUCCACCUCUUCCUGCAAACCCCUGGUGAGUCUGGAACAAACAAACUCGUAAAUGCCGUUAAAUCGACUAGGACCUGCUUUCUGAGCUUAGUGAAACACGCUCUCUAGGGAGGGAAGUGAUUUGUGGCUUCACGCUGCUUGCGUGCAGUAGAAACCCAGAUGAAGAGGACCUUUCAGGUCUCUUCAUUGUGGUCCAUUACUGAUCCUUCCAGAGUUGGGUUCAAUAGUUUAUUGAUAGGGUUGCCACCGGGUCUCCAGAAGAUUAGGACCUGAGACUCAGAGGGUGGCAAUUAGGGCCUCCAUAGGGGUAGAUGCUAGAAGGAGCAAUUUCUCAAGGGCUACUGGUCAUGUUGACUACAUUAACACAUGUGCAUUGAGGUUGAAUCCUGACAAGACAGAAGUACUGUUUUGGGGGGACAAGGGGCGGAUGGGUAUGGGGGACUCCCUGGUCCUGAAUGGGGUAACUGUGCCCCUGAAGGUCCAGGUGCGCAGCCUGGGAGUCAUUUUGGACACACAGCUGUCCAUGGAGGUCAAGGUCAAUUCUGUGUUCCAGGGCGGCUGUUUAUCAGCUCCAUCUGGUAUGCAGACUGAGACCCUACCUGCCCACAGACUGUCUCCCCAGAGUGGUGCAUGCUCUGGUUAUCUCCUGCUUGGACUACUGCAAUGCUCUCUACGUGGGGCUGCCUUUGAAGGUGACCCGGAAACUACAACUAAUCCAGAAUGCGGCAGUUAGACUGGUGACUGGGAGUGGCCGCCGACACCACAUAACACUGGUCCUGAGAGAUCUUCAUUGGCUCCCAGUACGUUUCCGAGCACAAUUCAAAGUGUUGGUGCUGACCUUUAAAGCCCUAAACGACCUCUGUUCUGUAUACCUGAAGGAGCGUCUCCACCCCCAUCGUUCAGCCCAGACACUGAGGUCCAGCUCCGAGGGCCUUCUGGCGGUUCCCUUGCUGCGAGAAGUGAGGUUACAGGGAACCAGGCAGAGGUAGUGGCGCCUGCCCUGUGGAACCCCCUCCCACCAGACGUCAAGGCAAUAAACAACUAUUUUACUUUUAAAAGACAACUGAAGGCGGCCCUGUUUAGGGAAAUUUUUAAUGUCUGAUGCUGUAUUGUUUUUAACACUCGAUUGGGAGCCGCCUAGAGUGGCUGGGGAAACUCAGCCAGAUGGGCGGGGUAUAAAUAAUAAAUUAUUAUUAUAUUAUUAUUAUAAAACAGCCUACUGGAUCAGACCAGUGACCCAUCUAGUCCAGCAUCCUGUUCUCACAGCAGCCGGCCAGAUGCUUAGGGGGAAAGAGCCUGCAAGCAGGAUUCGAACACAAGACCCUCUCCCCUCCUGCAGGUUCCAGCAACUGGUAUUCAGACACGUGCCUCCAAGAAUGGAGGAAAGGACAUCAGGGCUAGUAGCCACUGGUCGUCUUAUCCUGCAAGAAAUUGUCUAACCCUCUUUAAAAGCCUGCAAAGUUGGUGGCCGUCAACAAAUAAUUCUUUCAAUACAUUAGUUGCUGGUGACCGGUGAGGGAGCAAUACCAUUGGCAUCUGCCUGUCUCGGGAGACAGUGGAGUAUGCCUUUAAGGGCGAAGCCAAACUGUUGGAAGUUUGCACCACCUCCUGUGCCCAUAGAGACCAACAGGGGAGAGACAUGUUUUGUUGCAGCUGGGGCAGAUGAAGGCGUCCGGUUGCGCCGACGCAGAUGCACCAGGACGUUUCUUCUCUGCGCUCCUCCCAGCGGUCAUUUGUCCUCUGGUGAUUGCUAUGGAUGUAUCCCCACAGUUAUUUCUGCUGCACUAGCAGCACCCAAGUGACCUCCCCGGGGUGCAAGCCUGGGCAGUGUGUAUAGAGGUCCUAGGCUGCCCAGAUGACAAGACCCUCUUGGCCUCACUGAUGUGGUCCAAAGGAAAGCAGAGCAAGGCGUUUGGCUCCAGCUUGGCUGCAGGAGUUGCUGGAAUGAGGUGGACAAGGAGCCAUCCAACCACCUUAGGGAUUCGACUCUGGAUUUUUGUAGGGUUUACUCCUCAGCCUUUUCUUUUCUUUCUUUUUUUUAAAGAUAUUUAUUAAAAGUUUAACAAUUACAGAAAAAGAGAAAAAAAGAAAACAGUAAAAAAUUACAAUACAUUACAUCAAAAGAAAAUAAAAACCAGAUUAAAAAAGAAAACAAUACAGCACAACAAUAAAAACAAAAAAACAAAAACAUGCAAAAACAAAAAACAUGCAAAAACACAUCCAAUAUUCCUUAUCUUUACCUUUCAUUUACCUGUUUCAUCGACCUCCUCACACCUCCCUUUUUGUAUUCUAGUUCAGUUAACUAUUUCAGCAAAUUCUUUCCAUCUUUCUCAAUUUUUAUUCUAUAAUUUAUCUUAACAGUCUAACCUUUAAUUUUUCCAUUUUUACCCAUUAUCAAUCAACUUUUACUUAAAUCUUUAUUACAUUUCUGUUAAAACCAUACAACUUCAUUCCAACAUCUUUCUAACAUUCAUUAAUUUUGCAAUGUUUCUGUAAAUAUACUUUAAAUUUUUUCCAAUCUUCUUCCACCAACUCUUCUCCCUGGUCUCGGAUUCUGCCAGUCAUUUCCGCCAGUUCCAUGUAGUCCAUCAGCUUCAUCUGCCAUUCUUCCCGGGUGGGUAAAUCUUGUGUCUUCCAAUACUUUGCGAUAAGUAUUCUUGCUGCUGUUGUAGCAUACAUAAAGAAAGUUCUAUCCUUCUUCAUCACCAAUUGGCCGACCAUGCCCAGGAGAAAGGCCUCUGGUUUCUUCAGGAAGGUAUAUUUAAAUACCUUUUUAAUUUCAUUAUAGAUCAUAUCCCAUAAUGCCUUAAUCUUUGGGCAUGUCCACCAAAGGUGAAAGAAUGUACCUUCAGUUUCAUUACAUUUCCAACAUUUGUUAUCGGGCAAAUGAUAAAUUUUUGCAAGCUUGACUGGUGUUAUGUACCACCUAUAAAUCAUUUUCAUUAAAUUCUCUUUUAAGGCAUUGCAUGCCGUAAACUUCAUACCAGUGGUCCUUUUCUUCUCCCAAAAAGAGUGGGGUUGGGGUUGUUCUUGCAUGGUUUUGAACUGGAGGUCAAAGGCUGGCUCCAGAGUGAUUAAAAUGUUUUCAAUCAAACAGGGGUGGUAGAAGCAGAAUCUGGAGAGGAACCAGAACUCUAUGAUGUUCUUUCAGGUGCCACCCUUGUAAAGGUCAAGCAGGAACCGAAAUUUCUAUCUGCAUCCCCUGGAGAGAGCAUCACCCUGCACUGCCAACUGACCCGGGCAAUUGUCCGCACUACCGUGAAAUGGUACAAGGAGUCCCAAGCUCUUGACACAGGAACCGAUUCCCGGGUGAGAAGACUCCAUCCUGACUCGCAAACAGACUUCUCCAUCCUCAUCCCCAACAUAGAACUCCAGGAUGCUGGGACCUAUUAUUGUAUGAAGGAAAUCUUUGGAAUGAAGCGGAAGGGGAAAGGCAGUGUGGUUUCUGUGGUUGGUAAGUGACUGACAAAUUGUUCUUAACAUGGGUGGGGAAGAACAUUAUCUCCAAGCAGUGAGAGCCUCCAGGGCUGCCUUCCUGUGUUUUUCCAGAAUUUCAUUUCCUUCGAAUGAAGAUCAGCAGGGACUGUUGGGUCUUUAUUUACACAUAUAAAGGUAAAGGGACCCCUGACCAUUAGGUCCAGUCGUGACCGACUCUGGGGUUGCAGCGCUCAUCUCGCUUUACUGGCCGAGGGAGCCAGCGUACAGCUUCCGGGUCAUGUGGCCAGCAUGACUAAGCCGCUUCUGGCAAACCAGAGCAGCACACGGAAAUGCCGUUUACCUUCCCGCCAGAGCGGUACCUAUUUAUCUACUUGCACUUUGACGUGCUUUCGAACUGCUAGGUUGGCAGGAGCAGGACUCGAUGGCCCUUGUGGUCUCUUCCAACUCUAUGAUUCUAUGAUUCUAUGAUUCUAGGAACCAAGCAAUGGGAGCUCACCCCAUCGUGGGGAUUCGAACCGCCGACCUUCUGAACAGCAAGUCCUAGGCUCUGUGGUUUAACCCACAGCGAAUACAUAAAAUCAUAGAAUUGUAGUUUAGAAGGGACCGAUUCUGCAAUUCUCCCCCAGGAGGAUACCUCAGGGAAGUUGGGGUCACCAGGCUAUUUCUCAAGGGACCAGCAAGGCUUAUUUUUACGACUAUAAGCUGUCUGUUUCCAUCCCCGUCAGCACCCUGUCAGUCAAAACGAGACCCUGGUGACGCAACUUUGGUUGAUUUCUUCUUCCCUUCCCUUUUUCCAUUUGUGUUGUAACAUUUCAGAUUGAAGUCAUUGCUAGUUACUGCAUUUUUUAAAAAAAUUAUAUGAACAUCGCUUUGGGAGUCUUUCUGGCUGAAGAGUAGGAUAUAAGUCCUAUGAAUUAAUUAAUUAAUAUUGAUCUUUCCUUAAAAGCUCAGAGCACAAAAAGUCCACAUUUUAACAAUUGGCUUUGUCUGCUCAGUUCCGCCCAAAGUGUGGCUGAAAAUGGACCCUCCCUCACCUGUCCAGGUGAAUGACACUGUGACAGUCACCUGCUACGUGGAAGGCUUUUAUCCCAGAUACAUCAUUUUUAACUGGCUGAAGGACCGGGAGGAAACCCCGCUGGAGGCGCCAGUUUUCGAAAUCCUGAAUCAGGAUGGGACCUUCUCCCUUCGGAGUUCCCUGGAAGUGACAGCAACUAAGCGGAACAGCUCUUCUGUGUUCACUUGCCGGGUUGUGCACAACUUCCAGCCCCCCAUUAGCAAAUCUGCGGUGCUAAAAGUCUUAAGCAGCACAGGUAAGCCUGAACCCCAUUUCCCCCAGAAGUAUCUGGAUAUAUGUGAAGGCUGCUUUCUACUGAAUCAAACCAAUAGCUUGCUCAGCAUUGCCUAGUGACGCUGAAGAUCUCCAUGGCUUCCCAGUCCUGCUACUGGACCGCCAGUAACGAAGACAUUAGUAAGAAGAGCCCUGCUGCAUUGUAUCAAAUGUUCAUCUCCUCCAUCCUUCACCUUCAAAGAAGGUGCUCUGGAGUGCAACUCCCACCAGCCGCAGGCAGCCAAACUGUGCUGGCCAGGGCUGAUGGGAGUUGUAGUCCAAAACAUCUGGAGGGCACCACGUUGGCAAAGGCUGAUUUAGUCCCAUUCCCUUUCCCCCACAGUGCAGAACAGAUGCUUUUGAGACACAUACUGGCAGAGAAAGGUGGCUAAUAGUCCUCUCCUGUUGAUGCUUCCUAGCUGCUGGUAUUCUGUGGCGUGCUUCCUCUUGACAUCAUCAUCAUCAUCAUCAUAAUUUAUUAUUUAUAACCCGCCCAUCUGGCUGGGCUUCCCCAGCCACUCUGGGCAGCUUUCAACAAAAUAUUACAAUACCGUAAUACACCAAACAUUAAAAGCUUCCCUAAACAUGGAGGACCCACGUAGCUAUCUCCACUUCCCUCAAUUUGUCUUCUCCCCUUUUAAAAUCAUCUAAGCCAGUGGUCCUCACCACAUCUUGGGGCUAAUAAUAAUAAUAAUAAUGUUUACAGUUAUACCCAAAUUAAAAUAACCACCAACCCCAAUCUACAUUUAACCAACCCCAACCCAACAAAAACAAAACAGAGGAACCAAAAUUAAAACCAUUUAAAACUCCAUAUAUACAACCUGGGACCAUCUUAAUGCAACACAUGUACUCUUCCAGUGUGGCUUGGGGCCUUCCCCCAAAUUGCAGAUUGCUUUGGAACGAAGCUACUUUGUCUUUCUGAUGUCAUGGACUGGUUGGGCACAGAGGAAUGGUGGGAGGAACCAGCUGGGGAACCAACAAGGGAAGAAGACUCAGAGUCCAAGGAUUGGUGGUGGGACAAUGUCAAAGGGAGAAGACAGAGAAGGGGAAGUGUCAGAAGCUGAAGAGGUAACAGGGCUUAGUGAGCUGGGAGAGUCAUAGAAUCAUAGAGUUGGAAGAGACCACAAGGGCCAUUGAGUCCAACCCCCUGCCAAGCAGGAAACAUCAUCAGAGCACUCCUGACAUAUGGUUGUCAAGCCUCUGCUUAAAGACCUCCAAAGAAGGAGACUCCACCACACUCCUUGGCAGCAAAUUCCACUGUCAAACAGCUCUUACUGUCAGGAAGUUCUUCCUAAUGUUUAGGUGGAAUCUUCUUUCUUGUAGUUUGGAUCCAUUGCUCCGUGUCCGCUCUCUGGAGCAGCAGAAAACAACCUUUCUCCCUCCUCUAUGUGACAUCCUUUUAUAUAUUUGAACAUGGCUAUCAUAUCACCCCUUAACCUCCUCUUCUCCAGGCUAAACAUGCCCAGCUCCCUUAGCCGUUCCUCAUAAGGCAUUGUUUCCAGGCCUUUGACCAUUUUGGUUGCCCUCCUCUGGACACGUUCCAGUUUGUCAGUGUCCUUCUUGAACUGUGGUGCCCAGAACUGGACACAGUACUCCAGGUGAGGUCUGACCAGAGCAGAAUACAGUGGCACUAUUACUUCCCUUGAUGUAGAUGCUAUACUCCUAUUGAUGCAGCCCAGAAUUGCAUUGGCUUUUUUAGCUGCCGCGUUACACUGUUGGCUCAUGUCAAGUUUGUGGUCAACCAAGACUCCUAGAUCCUUUUCACAUGUACUGCUCUCAAGCCAGGUGUCUGUGGUGGAGAGGAUGCCAGAAUCAGAGGCAGAAGCUGAAGCAGAAGGGAAUUGAAGCCAAGAGACAGAGAUGAGUCCGGCUGUUGAAGAAGCAAGAGUGUCUCUUCCUUCUGCUGUGACAAGCUCCCCUUCUCACUUGUUCCCCAGAACCAGAAGAGGCAUGAAAAGGGUGGUUCUCUGCAUGCUGGCGCAGUCUCUGAUUGCUUAGAAAAAGCCCUGGAGAGAACUUAGACAACUGUAGGGAAGCAGAGACUUUCAGCAACUAAUUUUAAAGGAGAAAGGCCACUUGGAAUACACUGCUCUGACACUCAGCCAGGUCUAUGGAGGUCCUGUUUUAGCUGGUAAAAAGUCAACUCCAACUUUGAACUGGGUGAUUACUGACUGGCCUGUGACAUCUGACUUGUGGGGACUUUCCAGGUUUUGGCUUUAAGCUGGCUACUAGAGAUGCUCUUAUGCUUGAACUGAGCCAGUGGAGGCUGGUCUAUUGGGAAGAAUGCGGCACUUUCAGACCACCCCUGAAUCUGAGCUCAGCCGGCCACCAUCUGUCUACUUUCUUCCUUACAACCAAUGCAGGGUUUGGCCUUGUCUCUCAGCUUCCUCCUUCUUACGCUCAGCAUUGCCCGUUCGUUGAACUCAGCAGGGAAGAGAAUUAGGACAAAACUAGAAUGAGUUGGCUCUGUCCAUCAUUGGCCCUGGUGCCCCUGCCUUCCACGCCACCAAUCCAAAAGGGCACUAGUCACCACUGCCGAACUUGUGACCUUCUGAAAGCAAAGUGUGUGGUGGCUCCUUCUCUGUGGAAACUCCCUGAAGGUUGCCCAAUGCAAGUGAUUCAUGAUGAACGCACGGGUUCAUGGAAAGUGUCUUCUGUUGCCAACACCAACACUUUCCAGCAAAGUAACAUGUCACCAAGGCAACCGUCUCCAUAGGCAACUUUUUUGGCACAAUUCCAAUUUCUGCGGAGUGUUGACGGAGAGCUCUGUGCAGUCCCAUUGGCAAACGGCAACCACCUGCAGCAGCACACCAAGUCUCUGCAAGCACAUGGCCAACACUUCAGGCCUUCUACCAUCUUAUAUCUGAAGGCGAGGAAGAUGGAAAGGUUUCAGCAAACCAUCUUUCGUGCAUUGUGUAUAUUUACUGAGGACUUUUGCAGACACCAUGAGAGUUGCUGCUGUUCUGGGCUGCAUCAAUAGAAGUAUAGUGUCCAGACCAAGGAAAGUUGUUGUUGUUGUUUAGUCUUGUCUGACUCUUCGUGACCCCAUGGACCAUAGCACGCCAGGCACUUCCGUCUUCCGCUGCCUCCCGCAGUUUGGUCAUACUCAUGCUGGUAGCUUCAAGAACACUGUCGAGCCAUCCCGUCAUCUGUCGUCCCCUUCUCCUUGUGCCCUCCAUCUUUCCUAACAUCAGGGUCUUUUCCAGGGAGUCUUCUCUUCUCAUGAGGUGGCCAAAGUAUUGGAGCCUCAGCUUCACGAUCUGUCCUUCCAGUGAGCACUCAGGGCUGAUUUCCUUCAGAAUGGAUAGGUUUGAUCUUCUUGCAGUCCAUGGGACUCUCAAGAGUCUCCUCCAGCACCAGAAUUCAAAAGCAUCAAUUCUUUGGCGAUCAGCCUUCUUCAUGGUCCAGCUCUCACUUCCAUACAUCACUACUGGGAAAACCAUAGCUUUAACUAUGUGGACCUUUGUUGGCAAGGUGAUGUCUCUGCUUUUGAAGAUGCUGUCUAGGUUUGUCAUUACUUUUCUCCCAAGAAGCAGACAUCUUUUAAUUUCAUGGCUGCUGUCACCAUCUGCAGUGAUCAUGGAGCCCAAGAAAGUAAAAUCUCUCACUGCCUCCAUUUCUUCCCCUUCUAUUUGCCAGGAGGUGAUGGGCCCAGUGGCCAUGGUCUUCGUUUUUUUGAUGUUGAGCUUCAGACCAUAUUUUGCGCUCUCCUCUUUCACCCUCAUUAAAAGGUUCUUUAAUUCCUCCUCACUUUUUGCCAUCAAGGUUUUGUCAUCUGCAUAUCAGGAAAGUUGUAGUACCACUCUAUUCAGCCUUGAUCAGACCACACCUGGAAUACAGUGGUACAUCCGAUUAUGAACUUCAUUCUGGAGGUCUGUUCUUAACCCCAAACCGUUCUUAACCUGAGGCGCGGUUUCGCUAAUGGGGCCUCCUGCUGCUGUCGCGCUGCCGGUGCGCAACUUCUGCUCACAUCCCAGGGCAAAGUUCGCUACCAGGAGACCUGCUUCCGGGUUAGCGGAGCUCGUUACCCGAAGUGUUUGUAAGGAGGACAGAACGUAACCCGAGGUUCCACUGUACUGUGUCCAAUUCUGGGCACCACAAUUUAAAGAUGUUGACAAGCUGGAAGGUAUGCAGAGGAGGGCAACCAAGAUGACCAAGGGUCUGGAAAACAAGCCUUAUUUGGAACGGUUGAGGGAGCUGGGAAUGUUUAGCCUGGGAAAGAGGAGUCCAAGAGGAGAUGCGAUAGCCAUCUUCAAAGAUCUCAAAGGCUGUCACAUGAAAGAUGGAGCAAGCUUGUUCUCUCUUGCUCCGAAGAGUAGGACUCAAACCAAUGGCUUCAAGUUACAAGAAAGAUGAUUCUGACUGAAAUCAGGAAGAACUUUCCGACAGUAAGAGCUGUUUGAAAGUGGAAAAGUCUCCCUCGGGAGGUGGUGGACUCUCCUUCCUUGGAGGUUUCUAAGCAGAGGUUGGGUGGCCAUCUGUCAGGGAUGCUUUAGCUGAGAUUCCUGCAUUGCAGGGGGCUGGACUAGAUUGACCUUGGGGCUCCCUUCCAACUCUGCAAUUCUAUGAUUCUACUGGUGAGCACACUGGCUCCCACAGAGAUCACGCUGGCGACCCCUGCGCUAACAUGGCAAUUAAGAAUAACACAUGUAAGUAGAAUCUUUCCAUAGAGGACCAUCAGGGGAGAAAUCAGAUAAGAAAGCCUGCCAGUUCCUAACACUUCAUGCCAACUUUCCAAACUGAAUAUCAACACAGCCGCGGCCUCUUUUGCCUGCUAGAACCAGCAGUUUGCCUCCACGCAGAAGAUGCCCUUGUCUGCCCACAUACUGCUUUUCUUACCUUAUUGUCCUAUAGCUGCAACAUUGCAGACUUUUCCUCCUCUUUCCCCCUUUGGCUUUGCUUGCAUUUGGGGUUCAAAUAAAUGUAUCAGCUCUCCCUGCCACCAGCCAGCCAUACCAGGGUGGACCUGAUUGGGGGCCACCAGACCAUCAUGAUUUUGCAGGAAGGAUAUGAGCACAGGCCAUAUCUUUAGGUGUGCACAUUUAAAGCGAAUUAACGACUGUCACGCUUCCCAAUUGGUCAGGACCAUCCCUUGGAGGGCAGUGGGAUUAUCUAGGGCAGUGAUGGCAAAGCUUCUAGAGACCGAGUGCCCAAACUGCUACCCAAAGACCACUUAUUUAUCGCAAAGUGCCAACAUGGCAAUUCACCAUAUUUUUCGCUCCAUAAGACGCACGUAGUUUUUAGAGCAGGAGAACAAGAAAAAGAUUUUCUGACUCAAAUGUUGUACUAAACUAUUUAAAACAGCAAAGUGGGUGGUUCCUGCCCGCUUUGCUGCUUUAAAGCGAACCACGGUAUAUAAUGAAGAGAAUGAAAAUAGGAUAGACGUUCCAUUACAAUGUAGCUGUUUUCAUUAUCACUGGGAAGUCAGUAUUGGCAGCGGUCACAUAAACUAAAAUUUGAGCAUUUUACUGUUAUUAAUCAAGAAUGGUAAUAGUCAGGGAAAGAACCAGGGCUGUGCAAAUGAGAAGUGCUUGGAUUAUGGAGGAACAGCAGAGAGAUCAAAUGAUUGCGCUCCAGUUCCUAAAUCUGUGAAGUUUUUUUCAAAACAGGCAUGGUUGUUUUGAAAGGAAGAUUCAAAGAGUGGGAAAUGGAGUGAUUGAACAAAGAACAGAGGAGGAAAAGAGGGCAGAUAAAUAGCUUCCAUUCAAUACCAAGAAAACACAAUGUUUUUGGUUUGGUAUAGGUGGACUGUACUUGUAAGAAUUCGUAUAAUGAAUUAUAGAUUUGGAGUGGAAUAUCAAUGCCUCUUUUCAGCGAUAAAGAUUAGCUCUGGCAGUCCCACCCUGAGUGGGGGAAGGCUGGGCCGGCAAGUAGGAGUGGAAUCGUGCUGCUCUGCUUGGCAGAGUCGCUGCUUGCACGGGAAGAGGAGAUGGAUCAAGGCUGCUCAGCUGGGGAGGUGCAGGCUCCAUCACACUUUGAGGGGUUCGCGGCUGCACUCCCCUCAAGGGAGAAGCUUAAAGGAGCCCCCACCUCUGCAUCAGAUCCCCUGCAACCCCGUGAAGGCAGCCAGGCUGAAUAGUUGCUGGGCUUGUGGAAGGUGGAGGCAGCCCGGAAGCUGCACCUGAGAGCCCCUGCACCACCUGAAGGCAGCCAGGCACCCCUCAGCUGAGCUGCCCCAUCCCGCUCCUACUUGCGUGCAAGCAAGGGUGGAGGCGGGGAUCUCAGCGCGAAGCCUCCACUCCACUUCUGAGAGAUCCCUGCCUCUACUCCUGCUUGCACGCGAGCCCCCCUCUCCUCCCCACACCCACCACGGAAGCUACGGCCCUGCUUGGGCGACAGUGAGUGUACCCACAGAGAGAGCUCUGAGUGCCCUCUCUGCCACAUGUGCCAUAGGUUCACCACCACAGAUCUAGGAGGCAAGGGGGUGGCAGAGGGUGCUAGAAAUGAUUCUUGGCCUGCUAUUGCUGGAUCAAGUUCACUUUUGUGAAUUAAACUAAUAAUAAUAAUAAUAAUAAUAAUAAUAAUAAUAAUAAUAAUAAUAAUAUUUAUUUAUAUCCCGCCCUCCCCAGCUGAAGCCGGGCUCAGGGCGGCUAACAACACUAAAAUAGUGCAACAUUAUAAAAAUUAAUUAAAAUCAAAAUCGAUGGCAACCAUAAACUAAAGUUUUGUAAAGAUUGCCAAAGGAGGGAGUCAGGCUGCGCCCUGACCAAAGGCCUGGUGGAACAGCUCUGUCUUGCAGGCCCUGCGGAAAGAUGUCAAGUCCCGCAGGGCCCUGGUCUCUUGCCACAGCCGAAAAAGCCCUGGCUCUAGUUGACGCCAGCCUAGCCUCUCUGUGGCCUGGGUCCUUCAAGAUGUUUUUGUUUGAAGACCGUAAGUUGCUCUGUGGGGCAUACCAGGAGAGGCGGUCCCGUAGGUACGAGGGUCCUAGGCCGUAUAGGGCUUUGAAGGUUAAAACCAGCACCUUAAACCUGAUCCUGUACUCCACCGGGAGCCAGUGCAGCUGGUAUAGCACCGGGUGAAUGUGAUCUCGCAGCGAGGACCCUGUAAGGAGUCUCGCUGCAGCAUUCUGCACCCGCUGGAGUUUCUGGGUCAGUCUCAAGACUACCGUAGUUUUCACUGGAUUUUGAAUAAACGUGCAAUUAAUCAUUACUCUAUUGAAAGCCCCACAAUCCCAGAAAAAAGGGGGCUCCUUUCUCCAAAGUACUUUUUGUAGGGUUCCAAUGAAUAAUAUUUUAUUUCAGUUUUUGCAUCCCAGUUGUUGGUGCUGGGAGGGGGAGGGUUUAAAAUGUUUCCUGGAAAAGAAACCUAUAAUUGUGAAUAACAAACAAGAGCUGAUCUGCCAUUCUUUCUUAACAGGCGAAGGACAUCUAUUCUCCAGUUCUGCUUUCUGGAUUGGAUUUAUCCUAAAUAAGGUCAUAGCUGCUUUCUUGCUCCUAUGUCUUUUCCUGAGAAAACAGCAUGGCAAGAUGAAUCCCUCACAACAUUAUGGGAGUGAAUGA
Molecule: messenger RNA, 16084 nt
Organism: Podarcis lilfordi (Lilford's wall lizard)
Lineage: Eukaryota; Metazoa; Chordata; Lepidosauria; Squamata; Lacertidae
Source: the annotation of a GenBank genome assembly